UGCAAAAAUAGAAUAGAACAACGUUUUUCGCAAUGGUUGAGAGUGGCGUAUUUGAAACAAUAAAAAUAUAAAGUGCCAAGAUACAAUUCAAAGACUUAAAAGGCAACGCCUUGUUGUGGAAAUAUUUUAAUUAAUUGCACGAGAGCCACAAACAAUGACGUCGCAACCACAGACUUGAAAGCCCAAAUUUUUACUCGAUAAUAAAGCCAAACGUGAUUUCUUUAUGACCGGCCAACAACAACAAAAAAUCUAAAAAACAAAAACAAAAGAGCCGCUGCAGCUGCCAUUGCCUGGUUGCCUUUGUAUUUGGUCUCAAAAGCGCUCUCUCAAGCUCAAGUUCACUGCCACAAUAGUGGAGGAGCAGUGAGUGAAAGACGCAAAGCUUAGAGCAAGCUUUUUCGCAGCAAGUUAUUUAAUAACCCAAGUGGGAAAGAGCGAUGAGUAACGAAUCGUCAGCGAGUGAGACAACACCGCUACGUCGGCCGGAAAGUCAAUUGAGUGGUGGCGUGGAUUUAGCCGCUAACGUGGCCAACAACAACGCUUUAGGGACUGCACAAACAACCGUUGUUUUAGCCAACAGCAGCAACAAAAACAUCUACGACAGCAGCAACAUCGAAGUGCGACUGCACGACAACAACGGAAAUAGCAGCGGCAGCAACAACAACAACACACGCUCCUCACAACAGCAACUAACCAUAAAAAACAUGGACACAAACAAACGCAUUUUGUGCCGAGUGGGCCUUGAUAUUAUAAUUCUGCUAUGCGUUGGCUUUCCCAUACUUCUGUUCUUUCUGCUCGGAGAUCCAUACAAGCGCGGCUUUUUCUGUGACGAUGAAUCGCUUAAGCACCCAUUUAAGGAGUCCACCGUCCGGAACUGGAUGUUGUACAUCAUUGGACUGGUCAUACCAGGUGUGGUGUUUCUCACCGUCGAGCUGCUCAUCUCGCGGGAUAAUGCGAAGUAUGGCAAUGGGAAUGCGACCUCGCGCCGUUAUGUCUUCAUGGAAUACCAGAUUCCCGACUGGCUGGUCGAAUGCUAUAAGAAAAUCGGCAUAUUCGUUUUUGGCGCCGCCAUCAGUCAGUUGACAACGGACAUAGCCAAGUACUCCAUUGGACGUCUGCGUCCACAUUUCAUGGCGGUUUGCCAACCCAUUAUGGCCGAUGGCAGCACCUGCAGUGAUCCGAGCAAUGCUGGCAAAUACAUCCAAGAUUUUCGCUGUGUAGGUGAUGGCUCGUCGGCGCGCAUGCUCAAAGAGAUGCGCCUCUCGUUUCCCAGCGGACACUCCAGUUUCACCUUCUACACGAUGGUCUAUGUGGCGCUUUAUCUGCAGGCACGCAUGACCUGGCGUGGAUCGAGGCUGUUGCGUCACUUUCUGCAGUUUGUGUUCAUCAUGAUUGCCUGGUAUACGGCUCUGAGUCGUGUGUCGGACUAUAAACAUCACUGGUCGGAUGUGUUGGCCGGCUCGACAAUAGGCGCUCUCUGUGCCAUUGUUGUGGCUAAGUAUGUGUCCGAUUUGUUCCAGAAUUCUAGCUCAAAGCCCUACUUCUUGCCUCAUACAACGCAAGAUAUAAGUACAACAACAACGACGACGACAUCGGUUAUUGCGCCGACAAAUUAACACACAAUUUCUCUUAAAAUUAACAAUUUAAGCGGAAGCUUAAAGCACAAUUUCCAUAAUUUAUAGACAAAACAGGGAGUGGUGGAUGAUGCCAUAAGUGUAUGAAUGUGUUAAAGUGCAUGUGCAGGGCGGGGCAGAGCAGUCGAUUUUUUUUAUUUACCAGUAACUUGUUUUAACUUAUGUUAAUAAUAUAAAGUUGCUAUUUCAUCUGUCUAAUUGUGUCGAUGCAAGUGCACUUAAAUGUCUUCUGUGAACGUACAUAUUUAGUCUAAGUUAGCAAAUUUAAAUUUAUUACCGUGGCCUUUAAUAGAUAAGCAAGUUUAAUUUAACGUGUUAUGUAACACAUGGAGUAUUAAUUUUAUUGUUAAGCACAACUUAGGCGUAUAUUUACAAAAUAAAUACUACCUUAUUCAAAAAA
Molecule: messenger RNA, 2034 nt
Organism: Scaptodrosophila lebanonensis
Lineage: Eukaryota; Metazoa; Arthropoda; Insecta; Diptera; Drosophilidae
Product: putative phosphatidate phosphatase
Exons: 7
Coding region: 438-1616 (392 amino acids)
Biological process (GO): phospholipid metabolic process; signal transduction; phospholipid dephosphorylation
Molecular function (GO): phosphatidate phosphatase activity
Source: RefSeq, a predicted model, not a curated record